Molecule: messenger RNA, 2334 nt
Organism: Dichotomopilus funicola
Lineage: Eukaryota; Fungi; Ascomycota; Sordariomycetes; Sordariales; Chaetomiaceae
Product: armadillo-type protein
Exons: 5
Coding region: 1-2334 (777 amino acids)
Biological process (GO): post-transcriptional regulation of gene expression
Cellular component (GO): cytoplasm
Molecular function (GO): mRNA 3'-UTR binding
Source: RefSeq, a predicted model, not a curated record
AUGUCUGGUGCUACAGUGGUCAUUGGUAACGCUUCCCUGUCGGGCGGACCAAGUGAUCGCCGCGGGACUACUCCCCAGAAUUUCUCCCAGGACGAGAAUUCAAACACGUUUGAGGAGCCCAUGGCUUACGAGUCUAAGGACGCCGCGGCUGCCCGUUCCUUCAAGCAAGCCGUGAGCGCCCUCGAGGCACCCAACAUGGGAAACCAGAACAACUUCAAGCAACACUCCAUACUGCAGCAACGAACCGAUGCGCAGAAGGCCGCUAAGGACGCGACUAUGUAUUCGCGGGGGUUUGAUAACCAAGCUGCGUGUAACUCUCUUCCCAUUACGCCGGCCGUUGAAUCCUUUUCCGCCUCGGGUGUGUCAGGAACUCGAUCGGCAAGCGCCACCCCUACCGAUAACCAGGCGGCCACUGAGGAGCUUCUGCGACUCAAGAUCGAACUUGCCCAAGCUCAGACCAAGAUCUCUCAGAUGGAUCAGGAGCUGGCACAGAAUCGCGUCAAGACAACUGGGGAGUUUGUCAACCCUGCGUUGGCACCCGAGCGUGAUUACGCGUCUACGAUGCGUUCUUCGGACUCGCCAGUUGGCACUCCCUCCGAUAUGGCGCACAACUCGUCGAGCAAGGUGCCGUCGUUUUCCCGCGAGGGUAGUUGGAUGACUCAAGACGAUACUUCUUCUAACAUCGGUGACUCGCUGCCGGUGGCCGUCAUGAACCGUCCUCGGGGUAUCUGGAAUAACGGCAACGGCAACACGAAGUCAGAACCCAACGAUUCAUACUUCCAGGGCCAGAUGAUGAUGGAUGGAACUCAGCCAGCCCCGUGGCCCGGCCACCGCGGUCCUAAUUACGACUCCGCAUUCCCAUCUUCCGGUAUGGACAUGUAUCGGCAAGAUCGCAUGGUCCCUGACCAUGAUGCGAUGAGACCAAUGGGACGCCGGGGAAACCGGUAUGAGAAUCGGUACGGUUCGUCGAGCCAUUUAGGUUGUGGCUUUAAUGGUUACAACAUGGGCCCCGCGCCCUACGACAUGGCGCAGGGUUAUUCGGCCGGUCCGCAAGCAAUGAUGGGAAAUGGUCUGGGAAUGGCGCCUUACUCUUACCAACAGCAGCAACAGGCCGGAACCUCCCUUUCUCCCCACGCCACUGAGUUUACCUCAUCAACCGGUCCGUCUUGGAAAGGCGAGACUUUGACUGCAGAUGGCCAGACAUACGUAUCGCCGACCACAGAACCCUUGAACUACCGCCGCCUGCUUGACCGCAACGUCACCUGCGAUUGGAAGUACAUUGUUGACAAGAUUGUUUGCAACAAUGACCAACAGGCUUCCAUCUUCUUGCAGCAGAAACUCAAGGUUGGGACUCCGGAGCAGAAGUAUGACAUCGUCGAAGCCAUUGUGGCUCAGGCCUAUCCUCUGAUGGUUAACCGUUUCGGUAACUUUCUGGUCCAACGCUGCUUCGAGCACGGCACACCCGAGCAAGUCAUCAAAAUUGCGCAGGCCAUCCGCGGCAAUACCCUCAAUCUCUCGAUGGAUCCUUUUGGCUGCCAUGUAGUGCAGAAGGCGUUCGACUCGGUCCCGGAGGACUACAAGGCGAUCAUGGUUCAUGAGCUGCUGCGACGGAUCCCGGAGACGGUUAUUCACCGCUACGCUUGUCAUGUUUGGCAGAAGCUGUUUGAGUUGCGUUGGAUUGAGUCGCCCCCGCAGAUUAUGAAGUAUGUGAACGAAGCCUUGCGCGGCAUGUGGCAUGAGGUUGCUCUCGGCGAGACGGGGAGCCUGGUUGUUCAGAACAUAUUUGAGAAUUGUCUGGAGGAGGACAAGCGUCCUUGUAUUGAGGAGGUACUCGCCAACAUUGACAUCGUUGCCCACGGCCAAUUUGGCAACUGGUGUAUCCAGCACGUGUGUGAACAUGGUGCGCCGGCAGAUCGUAGCCGCGCCAUUGACCACGUCAUCCGCUACGCCGCCGAGUACAGCAUGGACCAGUUUGCUUCCAAGGUGGUUGAGAAGUGUUUGAAAAUCGGCGGACCAGAUUUUCUGGGUCGCUACCUAGACCGCGUCUGCGAAGGUCGCAUCGAUCGGCCCCGGAUUCCACUCAUUGAUAUUGCCAGCGACCAGUACGGCAACUAUCUCAUCCAGUACAUCCUGACACACGCCGCCCCCCAGCACCGCGAGCUGGUUGCCGCUCACAUCCGCAAGCACAUGGUAUCCCUCCGUGGAUCCAAGUUUGGCUCUCGUGUCGGUAUGCUCUGCACCAACCACGCGGUCGCCACCCGCCCGGGCCCCGCCGUAGGCCCGAUGCCGGGCCGGAUGGCGAGCAGCGCCCGUUACGGCAGCGGCUUCCGAUGA